AUGGCGGUUUCAUUGGCAUUCAUAGUACCUGUGAGGUCUAUUAGCCUACCAUCUAGGCUAAACCCUAAGUCCCAAAAAAUUGAGUCAGAUUUAAACAAGUUAAAGACUUCGAAAUUUUCAAGUUCUCUAGUGAGUGAGGAUCUUCUGGUGGGCUUGUCUGGCCUAGCAGAGUUGUACAAUUGCAUCGAGGAACUUGUUCUUGUUAGCUACAUUGUAAUGUUUGGAAAUCGAAAGAAAAUCAAGAAGAAAGCUGAAGAGAAGAAAGAUCAACACAGAGAGUUUUACAGAGAGAUAGAUUUAGAGAGAGAAAUAUGCUUUUUUCUCUCUCCAGUGACCCAACAAGCACUUCGCCACCAACAGUGCAAAGCAAUUGUGGAAGAAGCACUUGACGGGUCAGUUGGGUUGCUAGACUCAUGUGGUAGUGCAAGAGACAUUCUCUUGACAAUGAAGGAACAUGUCCAGAACAUCCAAUCCGCAUUGCGCAGGAGGACUGGAGAUUCAAGCAUCGAAACCACCGUUCAUUCCUACAUUUGCUUCCGCAAAAAGGCAAAGAAAAGCAUUGCAAAGAGCCUCAGAGAGUUGAAGAAAAUGGAAACAGAUCUUGGGUCAUUCCAUCUCUUGGAUUGUGACCACGGUGUACUAUUAGUGCUUAAAUUGUUAAGAGAGUUAAGUGAUGUAACAAUUUCCAUAUUUCAAUCCCUCUUCAUGUUUCUAUCCACGCCGGUGGCUAGCACAACGGGUAGCAAAUGGUCAUUGGUGUCAAAGUUAAUGGCGGCGAAAUUUGCAGCAACAGAAAAAGGCCAAACGGUUUACAAUGAAGUGGGAAGUGUUGAUGUUGCUCUUUGCUCACUCCAUGGAAAUAUCAGGAGUGAUGCCAAGAUUGAUGUGCUGGUGGUUCAGUGGAGACUAGACACACUGGAUUGCAGCAUAUCCAGCCUUGAUGCUGGAUUGGAAAUAUUCUUCAGAUACCUAUUGCGACAUAGAGUGUCUCUACUCAAAGUCCUUACACCUUGA
Messenger RNA from Pyrus x bretschneideri (Chinese white pear), 1014 nucleotides. RefSeq lists its product as uncharacterized. NCBI's taxonomy places the organism in Eukaryota, Viridiplantae, Streptophyta, Magnoliopsida, Rosales, Rosaceae. Bases 1 to 1014 code for a protein of 337 amino acids. The record is from RefSeq and is a predicted model, not a curated record. The transcript is spliced from 2 exons. Gene Ontology annotation, biological process: root development; shoot system development.